Aptenodytes forsteri (emperor penguin) is the source of this 957-nucleotide messenger RNA. RefSeq names its product olfactory receptor 6B1-like. Lineage: Eukaryota; Metazoa; Chordata; Aves; Sphenisciformes; Spheniscidae. The transcript has a single exon. Gene Ontology annotation, biological process: G protein-coupled receptor signaling pathway. Gene Ontology annotation, cellular component: membrane. The record is from RefSeq and is a predicted model, not a curated record. Gene Ontology annotation, molecular function: olfactory receptor activity; G protein-coupled receptor activity.
AUGAUACAAGAAAAUGAUAGCCACAUCCAUGAGUUCAUCCUCUUGGGAUUCUCUACCAUCAUAGAGUUGCAGGCUCUAUUGUUUGUAAUUUUCCUCAUUCUGUAUUUGUUGACUGUCCUUGAAAACAUAGUCAUCAUCACUUUAAUCAGAAGACAUCACCAACUCCACAAGCCCAUGUACUUUUUCUUAGGCCAUCUAUCUUUCCUAGAGGCCUGGUACCUCUCAGUCACUGUUCCCAAAUUGCUGGUCAACUUUCUGGUGAAGAAUAAGAGUAUCUCCUUCACAGGUUGUAUGGCCCAGCUGUACUUCUUCAUCGCCCUGGUCUGUACUGAAUGUGUCGUCCUGGCUGUCAUGGCCUAGGACCGCUAUGUGGCCAUCUGCAACCCCCUGCACUACCCAGUCAUCAUGAACCACAGAGUCUGUAUGCAGCUGGCCGUGGGUCCUUGGCUGGUUAGCUUUCUGACAUCUGUGCUAAAGGUCUUCUUCAUUUCCCAGUUCUCUUUCUGUGGCCCCAAUGUCACCAACCACUUCUACUGUGAUGUCAGCCCUUUGCUCAACCUCUCUUACACUGAGCAGUUAGUUGCAGAUAUGGUGGACUUUGUCUUUGCCUUGCUUAUUCUGUUGAUCACCCUCUCUGUCAUCAUAAUUACUCAAAUGUGGAUAAUCAGCACCAUUUUGUGCAUUCCCAUGGCCCAGAACAGGAAGAAAGCCUUCUCCAUCUGUGUUUCUCACCUGACUAUGGUCAUCAUCUUCUCAGCCACCCUCUUCGUGUAUGCCUGACCCAGGAGUAUACACUCCCUGGAUCUCAGCAAACUGGUUUCCAUAAUUGAUACUAUAGUCACUCCAAUGCUAAAUCCAUUCAUUUACUGCCUGAGGAACCAGGAAGUAAAAGACACUAUAUGGAAGCUCUUGUGUGGCAUGGGUGCUGUCUCCAGAGUUUCUGGGUCUGAUCACUAA